This is a messenger RNA of Triticum dicoccoides, 1304 nucleotides long. Its product is annotated as pseudouridine-5'-phosphate glycosidase-like. The transcript has 12 exons. Lineage: Eukaryota; Viridiplantae; Streptophyta; Magnoliopsida; Poales; Poaceae. Bases 79 to 1062 code for a protein of 327 amino acids. Gene Ontology annotation, molecular function: hydrolase activity, acting on glycosyl bonds; pseudouridylate synthase activity. The record is from RefSeq and is a predicted model, not a curated record. Gene Ontology annotation, cellular component: cytoplasm.
AGGUGAAAGAACGCCAGCUGGCUGCGGAAGCUGAAGCUGCCGUCAAACCAGUCGAGGAGGACUCAGCGAUCGCCGGGGAUGUCGAAGGCGCCGCCGCGGGAAGACCCGUCGCCGACAGGCGUCGCGGUGUCUCCGGAGGUCGAGGCCGCGCUCGCGAGCGGCGGGGCGGUCGUCGCCCUCGAGUCCACCAUCAUCUGCCACGGCAUGCCCUACCCGAAGAACCUCCAGACGGCCAUGGAGGUGGAGGCCAUCGUCAGGGAGAACGGCGCUGUUCCUGCCACCAUAGCCAUUCUGAACGGCGUGCCACAUGUUGGGCUUAACAGUGAACAGCUGAAGAACUUGGCUAUAAGCGGAAGUCAGUUUCAGAAGACAGCUAGAAGAGAUAUCGCGCAAGUUGUUGCGUCAGGCGGCAAUGGUGCUACGACAGUCUCUGCCACCAUGUUUUUUGCUCAUAAGGUUGGUAUACCAAUUUUUGUGACUGGGGGAAUUGGAGGCGUACACAGAUACGGUGAAAAAACCAUGGACAUCUCAUCUGACUUAACUGAACUUGGAAAGACUCCUGUGGCUGUUAUUUCAGCCGGUGUGAAGUCCAUUUUGGAUAUCGCACGGACGCUCGAGUACUUGGAAACUCAAGGGGUAACUGUUGCUGCUUACAGAACCAACGAAUUUCCAGCUUUCUUCACAGAAACCAGUGGAUGUAAGGUGCCAUGUCGCGUUGAUUCUCCAGAAGAGUGUGCGAAGAUAAUAUAUGCAAACCAGAAUAUGCAUCUAGGAUCUGGAAUUCUUAUUGCAGUGCCAGUUCCCAAGCAACAUGCAGCCUCAGGAAAGGUUAUAGAGUCUGCAAUACAGCAAUCCCUCAAGGAAGCAGAUGAUAAAAAGAUAAUAGGAAAUGCAAUCACCCCCUUCAUCCUUGACAGAGUGAAAGUACUAACUGGAGGAUCUUCAUUGGAAGCCAACAUUGCACUUGUGAAGAACAAUGCUCUCACUGGUGCUAAAAUUGCUGUAGCCCUUUCAGAUCUUCGCAAGAGAGUAACAAACAGGCCUGUGAGGUCUGCGCUAUAAAACUCCUGCUGAAGGAGCUUGUGAGGUUGAUGAUGCCAACAGUUGACCGGAACUGGAGUAUCACCUCUGAAGCCGCCAAAGACACCCAUUCCUUGCACAUCAUGUAUCAUCUGGCUUGCACAUUCGGUUCUUGCUUUUUUUGUAUCUUGUUGGGAGAAUGUAUCAGCAGUAACAUCUGAAUAAAUAAGUUUUUAGCGGACAUGUCGUUCUGGCACUAUGAAAUUAUUACCGCCUUUGUUGCA